Paramecium octaurelia is the source of this 1016-nucleotide messenger RNA. The record is from the annotation of a GenBank genome assembly. NCBI's taxonomy places the organism in Eukaryota, Ciliophora, Oligohymenophorea, Peniculida, Parameciidae.
UAUGAUGGAAAUUGAGGAUUGGGAAAAAAGAUCUGAAAACACUCCACUUAAAGUACACAUGAUUGGUAUUAAUUUAAGAAAAUUUUAAGCUGGUUGCUUAGCAGGAUUAAUUGAACAUGUAUCAAUGUUACCAUUGGAUAAUGUGAAAGUACUCUCUAAACUAUAUCAACUAGACUCAUCUUUAAGUACUCCCUGAUUCGAAGUUCUCGUAGACAGUUUCGUCUUUGAGGUAUGAACAAAUUGGAAUUUUAGGAAAUAAGGAUUAAAGACAUUCUUUAAUGGUUAUGGAGCAGUCACAGCAGGUUGUAUGCCAGCUCAUGCAUUUUAUUUCAGUAGUUAUGAGGUAUAAGUAAUUGGGAUAUUCAAGAUUUUGAAAACUCUCCUGGAUGUCAAUGAUGAAAAUAUCCAUCCUUAAGCCUUUGCUUUGAUUGGAGCUGUAUCAACUCUAUGGCACGAUCUAAUUAUGGUACCAUUUGAUGGUAUCUCUUUUAUUAAAAUUAAGUUAUAAAAUAAAGAUAGCAAAUCUAAGAGAAGACUUUCAAGAGAACAGUGAAAACAAUCUUAAAGUAAGAAGGACUGAUUGCAUUUUAUCGGAGUUUUCCGAUUACUUAUGUACUUUAGAUAAUUCAAUUUAGUUAAUGUCAGCUCCAUAUUAGGCCAUAUUUUUUGCUGCCAAUGAAACUACCAAGACUUUAAUGUUUAAGAAAUCAGAACAUAAUUUUGUUAGCCACUUCUGUUGUGCAGCUUUGGCAGGAUGCGCAGCUGUUUGUGUUAUGAAUCCAUUGGAUGUUGUCAAAACCAAGUUGCAGACUUAGAGUUGGCAUCUUAACUCCUCCUAAGUCAAAUAUAAUACUUUCUUUGGAACUAUAAAAACAAUAUUGAAAGAAGAGGGUUAUCUUGGUUUCUAUAAAGGAUUGCUACCAAGAUUAUGCAUGCAGACUAUGUCUGGAGCUACUGCAUGGGCAAGUUAUGAAUUCAUUAAAAGUAAACUACUUCCUCUUUCAGAUGUUAAUUGA